Molecule: messenger RNA, 1776 nt
Organism: Penicillium robsamsonii
Lineage: Eukaryota; Fungi; Ascomycota; Eurotiomycetes; Eurotiales; Aspergillaceae
Gene: mfsA
Product: glucose-inactivated glycerol proton symporter STL1
Exons: 1
Coding region: 1-1776 (591 amino acids)
Biological process (GO): carbohydrate transport; transmembrane transport
Cellular component (GO): membrane
Molecular function (GO): carbohydrate:proton symporter activity
Source: RefSeq, a predicted model, not a curated record
AUGGUUGCAGUAUCAGGAUUUUACAUCCCCCAUGGAGGUGUUUGCUAUAAGACCGUCACCUCCUCCGUCCCCAUUCUUCCCCAUCUUUAUUUUACCCCGCCUCCCUCCCCCCAUACUGACGGAUACUAUUUUGUCCGUACCGUCAACAUGUGGACAACCACCAGCGGCUUGAGUGGUCGAUCGCUCCGGGUGAGCAUCACCGUCGCUGCUGUCAUGGGUUUCUCGCUCUUCGGCUACAAUCAGGGCAUGAUGGCCGGCCUCCUCAACGGCGACGAGUUUGUAAACUCCUUCCCAAUCCUCAGAAUGCCCGAGGAUGCGACCUCGGAGCAAGAACGAUACAUCAACGUCAUCCGCGGUGCUGUCACAUCCUGCUAUGAGCUUGGAUGUUUCUUCGGCGCGUUAUUCUCCAUGUUUUUCGGCGACAAACUUGGCCGCACUUGCCUAAUCUUUACGGGUGCCAGUAUCCUGAUCAUUGGUGCCGUGAUUACAUCUGUCUGCUUCACCGGAAAUUGGGAAGUCGGUCAGUUCGUUAUCGGCCGUGUUGUAUCCGGCAUUGGCAAUGGCAUGAACACGGCCACAAUUCCUGUGUGGCAAUCGGAAUGCUCCGGCGCCCACAACCGUGGAUUCCUGGUCUGCUUUGAAGGUGCGAUGAUCGCUGGUGGCACCUUUAUUGCCUACUGGGUAGUCUUCGGCCUCUCGCACGCCGCAGAUAGCGUCCAGUGGCGAUUCCCAGUGGCACUCCAGAUCUUGUUCGCCAUGGUCGUGGCCAGUGGUGCCUUGUUGCUCCCGGAUUCCCCAUCGUGGUUUGUGUCUAGAGGACAUGACAAGGAGGCCUGCGAGGUGCUCGCUAGGCUCAAUGGUACCACUCCUGAAGACGACAAAGUGCUCAACGACUUCAAUUUCUUGAAGCAGGAUGUGGAGGCCUCGAGGCGCAACCAGGCAGGCUGGAAGUCGAUAUUCAAGGCCAGCAAGACCCAGGACCUCCAGCGCAUUCUUAUCGGUUGCUCUGGCCAGUUCUUCCAGCAGUUCACCGGCUGUAACGCUGCUAUCUACUACUCAACCCUACUUUUCCAGGAGAACCUGCACAUGGAGAAAACCCUAUCUCUGAUCAUGGGUGGUGUGUUCGCUACCGUCUACGCCAUUGCAACCAUUCCCUCCUUUUUCAUGAUUGAGAGGGUUGGCCGUCGCAAUCUGUACUUGAUUGGCUUCCUUGGCCAAGGUCUCAGUUUUGUCAUCACAUUCGCUUGCUUGAUUAAGGAGAACGAGCAAAAUGCCAAGGGUGCUGCCGUUGGUAUCUUCCUCUUUAUCGUUUUCUUUGCAUUCACUCUGUUGCCACUCCCCUGGAUCUACCCCCCCGAGAUCAACGCUCUCCGUACCCGUACCGUGGGCGCGUCGGCAUCGACCUGCACCAACUGGAUCUGCAACUUUGCUGUUGUCAUGUUCACGCCGCUUUUCGCUGGCCAGAGUGCAUGGGGCGUUUAUGUCUUCUUCGCACUGUUCAACUUCAUCGGCUUGGUAUUCGGCUUCUUCUUCUAUGUUGAGACAGCUGGACGUGAGCUUGAGGAGGUCGACAUAAUCUACGCCAAAGCCUCUGCCGAAGGGAAGAUGGCAUUCAGGGUCGCCCACGACAUGCCCAAGCUCACUUUGGAACAGAUUCUCGAACAAUCUCGCGACCUGGGCUUGAGUACCAAUGAGCAUGUCUCACAUGAGAAGAGCGAGCUUGGUCUCAGCAGUGACAGUGGACAGGAGAUUGAGGAGGUUCAGGAGAAGCGCUAG